GCAACAUCUACAUUUAAUAAAGAUAGCCAUCUUGCGUUAAAAAAUAUAUACACAAGCAUUCCUAGAAGAACGCUUUUCGUAAUUCAGGGCUGAAUAUCAACGGAAAAUUAGAAGUCAAUUUUACAGCACAUAUAGGGUUCCCAUGUACAGUUUGUACCACAGAACUACGGUCAGGGAGUAUUUUUCUGACUUUGUACUAUUAAACUCUCCUGAUCCAGCAGUAGUACUGCUAUCACUGCCGACUGAAUUAUGUAGCGUUUCAUGAACCAUGUCUGUUUCAACAGACGUCACAUCCUUCCGGACAGACCGGCGUCCGCAGUCUGCUCUGGUCCAAGUUACUGAAUUUUCUACUACAACAACUAACCCAAAACUCCAACAUCGGUAUGGAAUAGACGAUGUCUGUGACAGUUGUUUGAAUGAGGAGACUCUGAAGACAAUCUGUAAAACUGAUAAACUGGCUCAAGUAACCUCUCUUGAGAUAAAGAUCGAUGCGAGGAAAAUGACCUGUACAGAUUUUGGAGCGCUUUUACCAAAUCUUAGACAACUUAAGUUAUCCAACAGCCUCAUACCAUCUCUGAAAUUGUUUGGCAGUGGUCUACAGGAUCUAGAAGUGCUCUGGAUGCCUCGCUGCUCACUAACUUGUCUAGAUGGACUCACAAACCUAAAAAACAUUUGCGAAUUAUAUUUGGCCUUCAACGAAAUCAGUGACUUAAGCCCUUGCGCUGGUCUUGAGUCCAUUGAAGUUCUGGAUCUCGAGGGAAACUUACUGAGCGAAAUUAAAAACAUAACUUUAUUGAAAACAUGCAACAGGUUAAGAAGUUUAAGUUUAGAAGGAAACCCUGUGGUUACCAAGUUGGGAGGGAUCAAGAAGUAUAGACGGUUUGUUCGCAAGGAACUCCGUCAGUUGUCAAUGCUCGAUGAUUACCCUGUUGAAAAUUUAAAUCCAAACCGUUUGGUUGAUUUCGACGUUACAAAUUUGGAUGAUGACUGGAGCUAUAUAAAUACGUUACUGCGCGAAAUUGGUCUCAGUGCAAACCAGUCUCGCAUUGGAUCGUGCAAAAAGGGUAAACAUGAGAACAACAAAUUGAUGAAAUAUUGCCAGAGAGGUUCUGCUGGUCCUGUGUGUUCUGUCCGCGGCCCUCGUCCAGUAUGUGCUCUGAAUCGCUUCAGAACUGGAAACAAUUAUGCAGGUCUACUGUCGGACAGCAACUGCCAUUUGGAAGCCAGCGUGCUACGCAAAACAUCAAGUACCCCUAGUGGCGCGGAAAGUGAAGAUUCGUCGGAAUCCGAGGGAUUCGUAGCUCGUCCCACCACCGGAAGAGUAGCAUGUGAUAGCAUCGACCUCGCGUUACGCAAGCGAUUCGACGAGGCGAGGGUAGUAAAACCGAGCUCACCUGCACCAGGGCAAGAGGAUUCAGCUGCACAUGAUCAGGAAACUAUUGUGAAUCCAAAUGAAACACUAUUCAUAGAGAAAACAAAAAACACUCAAAUUGUGACAGAAAAGUCUCCAAGGGCAGAUGACUCAGAAUUUAAAGAAUCCCCACAAUUAAAGCAAGUAGCUGGGGCUAUUGAUGCAACCAGCCUAUUGGAUGAAGAAGACGCGCUGCAAGUGGAAUGCGCAGCGGUUCUGGAAGAGCUGGCAUCUUGGAGGAGGAAUAAUGUAAAGGAAUCGAACGGAGGGAUUGAAUCAGUAUCGAAGAAGCCAGUAAAUGUCUCAUGA
Messenger RNA from Dicrocoelium dendriticum, 1720 nucleotides. NCBI's taxonomy places the organism in Eukaryota, Metazoa, Platyhelminthes, Trematoda, Plagiorchiida, Dicrocoeliidae. The record is from the annotation of a GenBank genome assembly.